AGCAGAAGAGCUGACAAAGACGAACACAAGUCAUUCAAAGAUGAAGACCUCGGUGGCUCUGUUGGUUCUGUGCCUCCUCUGCCUGUCUGUGGCUGAGGUUUCCAGCCUCGCCACAGCCUCCUCUUGGCCCUGUGAGCAGAGAAUAAAAGAACUGGAGGCCAAAAUGACAAAUGCUGAAAAACUGUUAGAGCAGCUAAAGGAAGCGACAGGUAACAAGGUGGCAUUUGGAGCAUCCAUCGGCAAUGUUGGAUUUGUCGGACCCUUCAACGCUGAGAUCACACUGACCUACAAGAACGUCUUCACAAACACAGGCGCAUACAACCCCUCAACAGGUAUUUUCACUGCUCCAGUUGAAGGAUUUUACUACUUCAGCUUCUCUGGUCAUAAUCAUUCACACAGGCCAAUGGGGCUGCGACUGAUGAAGAAUGGAGUGCAGAUGGUUACUGUGUACAAUCAUCCAGCUGGAAGCCGCUAUGAGACAGCGACCAAUGGCAUAACUCUACAACUUAAAGUGGGAGACCAGGUGUACAUGAGACUCCGGGCAAACACCUGGAUUUUUGAUAAUGCUAAUAACCACAGCACCUUCAUUGGCCAUUUGUUAUUCCCCCUGUAAAUGAAAUGAAGGUCAGAUAUCAGUGAGUAAGGAUGACACUCUUUGGCCAAAGGGCUCAGGUUAUUAUUAUGGCUGCUGAUAGUGGAGGUUGUGGGGGGAAAAGGGAGAAAGAAAAAUUAUCUUCUUCUUGUUGUUGAUGGUGGUGGUGGGUUUACAAUAUAAAAUGAGAUUCAAAUCAGUGUAAUCAAUGCUUACAUAUACAAGGAUUGCAGGCUUAAGAGGAAUCUUAAAUUUGUUUUUGUUCAUUUUCAAUUGAUAAAGCUACUAUAGCUACUUUACUGUAACUCUUAAAUUCAUUUCACCAACUGUCACACAAUAAAUAAUCCCAUCACAUACAGAAGCUAACUCAA
Molecule: messenger RNA, 963 nt
Organism: Lates calcarifer (barramundi perch)
Lineage: Eukaryota; Metazoa; Chordata; Actinopteri; Centropomidae
Product: complement C1q-like protein 2
Exons: 3
Coding region: 41-613 (190 amino acids)
Molecular function (GO): protein binding
Source: RefSeq, a predicted model, not a curated record